Messenger RNA from Mauremys mutica (yellowpond turtle), 2348 nucleotides. RefSeq names its product zinc finger protein 585B-like. Gene Ontology annotation, biological process: regulation of transcription by RNA polymerase II. Gene Ontology annotation, molecular function: RNA polymerase II cis-regulatory region sequence-specific DNA binding; DNA-binding transcription factor activity. The transcript has 3 exons. Bases 22 to 2205 code for a protein of 727 amino acids. NCBI's taxonomy places the organism in Eukaryota, Metazoa, Chordata, Testudines, Geoemydidae. The record is from RefSeq and is a predicted model, not a curated record.
AGAGCCCUCUACAGGGACGUCAUGCAGGAGAACUAUGAGACGGUGACCUCGCUGGGAUUUCCCAUUCCCAAACCUGAGCUGAUCGCCCAGCUGGAACAAGGGGAAGAACCGUGGGUGCCCGAUCUCCAGGCCUGCGAGGAAAGAAGGAUUGUGAAAUGCGCCCACACAGCAGGAGCUGAGCGAGGGGGUGAGACCAAGGAGGGAAAUCAUCAUGAGGAAGUGUCCAGGGAUGUAGAACCACAGGGGACUUCUGUGGAAAGAACUAAAGGGAAUUUUUCCCAGUGCUGGGAGCAGGGAGAAGCCUGGGGAAAUUGGCACAGGUCAGAGAAGCUUGUGGGAAACCACCCAAGGAAGAAAGUGGAUGAAUCUAUUAAUGGUGGGGGAGAAGACAAGGAUCCCAGAGCGCACCAGACAAAUCACAAGGAAGAGACACCCUGGCACUGUCUGCAGUAUGGGAAAGGAUUCAUUGUGAGAUCACAGCUUGUUACACAUGAGACAAUCCAUACUGAAGAGAAACCCCUUCAAUGCUUGGACUGUGGCGAAAGCUUCACUAACCACUUAGAUCUUAAUAACCAUGGGAGAAGCUACACUGGAGAGAAGCCCAUUCAAUGCCUCGAGUGUGGGAAAUGUUUCAGUUCUAAGUCAGCACUAAUUUCACAUCAAGAAAGCCACACAGAAGAGAGACCCCAUAAGUGCUUAGACUGUGGGAAAAGUUUCAUACAAAGGUCAAACCUUCUUAAGCAUCAGGCAAUCCAUAGAGGAGAGAGACCUCACAAGUGCUUGGAGUGUGGGAAAAGUUUCAAGCGAAGGUCACACCUUCUUAAACAUCAGGCAGUCCACACAGGAGAGAGACCCCAUAAGUGCUUGGAUUGUGGGAAAAGUUUCAAGCAGAGGUCUCACCUUCUUAGACAUCAGGGAAUCCACACAGGAGAGGGACCUCACAAGUGCUUAGACUGUGGGAAAAGUUUCAUACACAGGUCCAACCUUUUUAGUCAUCAGGUAAUCCAUACAGAACAGAGCCCUCAUAAGUGUUUGAACUGUGGGAAAAGUUUCAAGCGAAGAUCAGACCUUGUUAAUCAUCAGGCAAUCCACACAGGAGAGAGACCCCAUAAAUGCUUGGAUUGUGGGAAAAGUUUCAUACGGAGAUCAGACCUUGUUAAUCAUCAGGUAAUCCACAGAGGAGAGAGACCCCAUAAGUGCUUGGACUGUGGGAAAAGUUUCAUACGUAGGUCAAACCUUGUUAAUCAUCAGGCAAUCCACACAGGAGAGAGACCCCAUAACUGCUUCGACUGUGGGAAAAAAUGUAUAACCAAGUCAGCGCUUCUUAAACAUCUGGCAAUCCACACAGGAGAGAGACCCCAUAAGUGCUUGGACUGUGGGAAUAGUUUCAAGCAGAGAUCAGACCUUGUUUAUCAUCAGGGGAUGCACACAGGAGAGAGACCCCACAAGUGCUUGGAAUGUGGGAAAAGUUUCAUACGGAGGUCAAAGCUUGUUAAUCAUCAGGCAAUCCACACAGGAAAGAGAUCCCACAAAUGCUUGGACUGUGGAAAAAGUUUCAUACACAAGUCAAGCCUUGUUAAUCAUCAGGCAAUCCAUACAGGAGAGAAACCCCAUAAGUGCUUGGACUGUGGGAAAAGUUUCCUACAGAGGUCAUACCUUCUUAAACAUCAGGUAGUCCACUCAGGAGAGAAACCCCAUAAGUGCUUGUACUGUGGGAAAAGUUUCAUACAGAGGUCAGACCUUGUUAAACAUCAGGCAAUCCAUACAGGAGAGAGACCCCAUAAGUGCUUGGAUUGUGGGAAAAGUUUCAUACGGAGGUCAGACGUUGUUGAACAUCAGGCAAUCCACACAGGAGAGAGACCCUAUAAGUGCCUGGACUGUGGGAAAAGUUUCAAACGGAGGUCAGACCUUGUUAAACAUCAGGCAGUCCACACAGGAGAGAGACCCCAUAAGUGCUUGGACUGUGGGAAAAGUUUCAAACGGAGGUCAGACCUUGUCGACCAUCAGGCAGUCCACACAGGAGAGAGACCUCAUAAGUGCUUGGACUGUGGGAAAAAUUUCACACGGAGAUCAGUCCUGGUUAAACAUCAGAGAAUCCAUACAGGAGAGAGACCCCACAAGUGCUUGGACUGUGGGAAAAGUUUCAGAGAGAGAUCACACCUCAUUAAACAUGGACGAAUCCACACAGAAUCUAAACUUCUGUGACACGUGACAAGAAAGGGUUAAACAGAUUGUAUUUAAUUGACUCAGGCCUGGUCUACACUAGACUGUUAUUUCGGAAUUAGAUGAGUUAAUUAAAAAAGAAAAAAGAUUCCGUUCACAUGACCAUACUGUUUUUUUCGAUUUAA